AACCGGGAACGAGCAUGCGCAGUGGCACCAGGCAGACGCGGAUAUAAGGCUGUUGGCGCCGGCGCCACAGCUGAUGCAUUCAUUCAUUCUUCACUGAGGAGCUGAGCCAUAACCAUAGACGGCACCAUGUCCAGACGCAGCGAACGCAUCACGCUUCAAGCCAGAGAUUCAAACACGUUUGAGGCGACACUCAGGGUCCCGCUAAAGAAGAGAAGAUCAGAGCUUUCUAAGAAGAAUCUGCCACCUGCUGCCAAGCGACAGAGCUAUGAAAUCCAGAAGCGUUGGUCAGAAAAUGGAGUGAGUCCAUGUAUUCUCAUUGAAACUCCACACAAAGAGCUGGUGCCUGUGGACCCAUCGAGCUUCAAGCAAUACACCUUCAAAAACCUCUUCAUCAAAGCCUCCCCCAUCCCCCCCCUCAGCUGGGCUAGUUCAGACGAUGUGUGGAUCAAGAUGCUCAACAAGGAGCUGAAGUAUGUUCACGAUAAGAGCUACCUGCAGCAGCACUCGAAGCUGCAGCCAAAGAUGAGGGCCAUUCUGCUGGACUGGCUGCUGGAGGUGAGCGAGGUGUACAGCCUUCACCGGCAGACGGCCUACCUGGCACAGGACUACUUCGACCGCUUCAUGCUGACUCAGGAGAACGUCAACAAAGAUUACCUGCAGCUCAUCGGCAUCACUGCGCUUUUCAUCGCCUCUAAAAUAGAAGAAAUCUACCCCCCCAAGAUCUAUGAGUUUGCCUACGUCACAGAUGGAGCCUGUGAUUCGUUGGACAUCCAGCGCACAGAGCUUCAGAUACUGAAGGCGCUGGACUGGAAUCUUUGUCCUGAGACACCCAUAUCCUGGCUGAAGCUCUAUGCUCAGGUCGAAGCCCAGACAGAGGGACACAACUUCCUGGUGCCACAGUUUUCACAGGACACGUACAUCCAAAUCACACAGCUUCUGGACCUGUGCAUGAUGGACGUCAACUCAUUGGACUACAGCUACAGUCUUCUUGCUGCAGCUGCUUUCUGCCACUUUUCCACCUUUGAUGUUGUACGUACAGUGUCAGGUCUGACAUGGGAGAGUGUGGCUCCUUGCAUUCGCUGGAUGAGUCCGUUCAUGGACACGCUGCGAUGUGAAGCCAAACCUCAGCUCAAGAACUUCCCCAAAGUCAAAGCUGAUGACAGACACAAUAUCCAGACGCAUGUGGCCUAUCUGGAGCUGCUGAGAAAAGCUCAGGAGCGUCAAAUCGACAGCACUGACUGCCAGAGGUCACCCCUUGCUGUGGGCACCAUCCUGACUCCGCCCAGCAGCACAGAGAAACCCGCCAAUCACUGAGCAAAACACGAGCAGCAGCAAACUCUACCUCUACACCCGUGGUGUAGUCUACAACAGCUCAACACUGAUCCACAAACUUCAUGUAGGAUGAUUUGGAUUUUACUAAACACUAAGUUUAGGCUUGUUCGUUAAUUCCGGGAGUUUCAAUGGUGCUUCAGAUUUUCAGGAACAAGGAACCCCCUCUUUGCUGCAUUUCACAUUCUUCACUGAGCAGACGGUUUCUCAACAAGCCUUGGUCUGAUACUGCAGAGCUUCUGCAUUUCAGUGUUUGAACUGACCUGAGCCAUUGAGGGCUCGCUGCCUUUUUAAUGUUAUGUUUUUGUUUUUUUUUUGUUACAUUCCUGGAAAACUUGACAAUUGUGCCAUGUUUGUGCUUGUAUUUAUUGAUCAGUCUUUAAAACGUGUAAAGGAAAACUGCUGAAAGAAUCCUUUCGUAACUAAUGAGCUUGGUUUGGUCACUGCCAAAGGCAAAAGCUAUUUAUGACUUUGAUCUGUGCCGCCUAUUGAUUAAAGAAAUGUAUUAGCCUGUUAUUUCUUAGUGCCUUUCGAGAAGAGAACUGUGAUCAUCAACAUCCAACAAACCAUUCAAAGGGCGUUUUAGAUUAAUGCAAUUUCUUUUGUAAAUAGCAAUAUAAAAAUGUAAUUUCAUUUUAUGUCGGAAUAUUUUAAAUAAAUCAAGCAAAACACGUU
Betta splendens (Siamese fighting fish) is the source of this 2004-nucleotide messenger RNA. RefSeq names its product cyclin E2 (gene ccne2). The transcript has 12 exons. Gene Ontology annotation, biological process: G1/S transition of mitotic cell cycle; regulation of cyclin-dependent protein serine/threonine kinase activity. Gene Ontology annotation, molecular function: cyclin-dependent protein serine/threonine kinase regulator activity. Bases 127 to 1314 code for a protein of 395 amino acids. Lineage: Eukaryota; Metazoa; Chordata; Actinopteri; Anabantiformes; Osphronemidae. Gene Ontology annotation, cellular component: cyclin E2-CDK2 complex; centrosome; nucleus. The record is from RefSeq and is a predicted model, not a curated record.